GGUCCAUGAAAGUUGCAGUGCUUGCAUUAGCCAUCCUUUACAUGUCUUCAACAAUGGCUCAAGCUAGGGCUAACUUAGCUGAACUAGUUGCUGCUUUUGGGGUCAAUACUGACCCAGCUAGGGCUCAAGCUUCUCUAAGAGGUGAUGAUGUUUGCUGCAACUAUUGCGCUCAACCGCUGAUUUAUCCACGUCCCGAUUGGUGCAUUUGCUUCCAAGUGUUUGAGUCUUGCCCCAAGUGGUGCGGAUCGUGCGAGUGCUUGGGGGGAUGCAGAUGCAUUGGUCAGGUAAAAGUUGAAGAAGCACAGUGCAAGGAUGCCACCAAAAUGAUGCUGCCAAACUAUAAUGUUAAAGUCCUCACGUCUUAAUCCCUAGUACGAUUUCAAGCCC
Molecule: messenger RNA, 387 nt
Organism: Amborella trichopoda
Lineage: Eukaryota; Viridiplantae; Streptophyta; Magnoliopsida; Amborellales; Amborellaceae
Source: RefSeq, a predicted model, not a curated record